This is a messenger RNA of Telopea speciosissima, 2263 nucleotides long. Its product is annotated as protein SUPPRESSOR OF GENE SILENCING 3-like. The transcript has 7 exons. Bases 127 to 2166 code for a protein of 679 amino acids. The record is from RefSeq and is a predicted model, not a curated record. Gene Ontology annotation, biological process: defense response to virus; regulatory ncRNA-mediated gene silencing. Lineage: Eukaryota; Viridiplantae; Streptophyta; Magnoliopsida; Proteales; Proteaceae.
CUGGCGAGUCGAUUCUUCUACAUAUUCUCCGGCGGAGAACGCAGGUUCCGGCAGCGGUACAUCCUUCUUGAAGGGGCGGAUUCUCAGAGAUCAACGGUAAAAACAAAGAUAUUUUGCAGUACUGAAAUGGACUCAAAAAGGAGAGGUGGCAAGCAAUCCCUUGUUGGUACUGUUAGUUCAUCGCCCAAAGGUAAAAAUGUCAGCCCUCAGUAUGGGCAGCCAUCUGGAGGCUCUGGUUCUGGUAACAACAGCCCCAAGUUGGACCAGCUGAGUCAUGAUGUCACAGACAUCAGCCUGGAUAGUGCAGAAGAUGGUGAGUGGGAGGUUUGUGCAAGGAAGUCCAAGAAACGAGGAGGAACUGGUGCUGCAAAAGCAAAACCAUGGGGCGCUCAGAGCCCUGGUCCUAAAGCCUGGGGCCAACCAGAUACAGCACAGAAGCUCAGCCUGGCCAGUACUGGUGGAACAGGUAGGAGUCCUGGUGGUGCGUGGCAGACACAGGUUGCUGAACCUAGGAGACCAGCUGGAAGAGGAAACCCAAAAGCCAAUUCAUCUAAUAGAGGAUGGGAGAAUGCUUACCUGGCACCACUGCCUCAUAUACCUCCUCCUUUACAACAUGGAUGGCAGUGGGCCAAUCGAGCUGCUGGACAACACAGGGCUUCAGAAGAUGACCAGGGAAAUGAUAAAACCCCUAAACUUCAUACAGGAUCGGCUGGAGAAGACAAUGAUGGGUCUGACAUGAGUUCUCGUCAUCAUCCCAUUGAUGUUGAUGAUGAUGAUGAACCAUUCUAUGAUGAUGAAGAUGAUGAUAUACUAAGUGAUGAUUAUGAUUCUGAUGAAAGCCAAAAAAGCCAUGAGACACUCAAGAAGAGCAAGUGGUUCAAGGUAUUCUUUGAUGCCUUGGACAAUUUGAGCAUAAAACAAAUAAAUGAACCGUUGAGGCAGUGGCACUGUCCAGCAUGCAAAGGUGGCCCGGGUGGUAUUGAGUGGUACCGAGCCCUGCAGCCCUUGCUUAUCCAUGCAAAGACAAAAGGAGUGAAACGAGUGAAGCUCCAUCGCCAAUUUGCUGAAUUGUUGGAUGAGGAGCUGUGCAGUAGGGGAACAUCAGUUAUACCAGCUGGGGAAGCUUAUGGCAAAUGGAAAGGCCUGCAACAGACGGUUACUGAUAAGGAGAUAGUCUGGCCACCUAUAGUUGUCAUUAUGAACACGAGACUUGAGCAGGAUGAGAAUGACAAGUGGAUAGGAAUGGGAAAUCAGGAGCUUCUUGAUUAUUUUAGUUCAUAUGCGGCAGUCAAGGCUCGGCAUUCCUAUGGUCCUCAAGGGCACCGAGGAAUGAGUGUACUAAUAUUUGAGAGCUCUGCAAUGGGCUAUGUAGAGGCUGAGCGUCUGGACGAACAUUUUCGUAAAGAAGGAACACAUAGGGAAGCUUGGGAGCAUCGUCGGGUGCUUUUCUCUGCAGGUGGUCAACGUCAACUGUAUGGUUUUAUGGCAUGCAAAGAAGACUUGGAAAUCUUCAACCAGCAUUCUCAUGGCAAGUCGAAGAUGAAAUUUGAAAUUAAAUCCUACCUAGAAAUGGUUGUGGGCCCAAUGAAGCAAAUGAGUGAAGAUAAUCAGCAAUUGAUGUAUUUAAAAAAUGAGGUGGUGAAAGAACAAAGACAUUCAAAGGCUCUAGAGGAAUCAUUUGGGGUAUUGAAUGAGAAGCUACGGAAGACUGCGGAAGAUAACCGCAUAGUGAGGCAGAGAACGAAAGAGCAGCAUGAACAAAACAAAGAAGAGAUGGACUACCAAGAGAACUUUUUCAAGGAUCAAAUCAGCUUUAUUCAACACUCACUGGAGGAGAAGGAGCGAAACUUUGAGAAGCAGCUACAGGAAGAGCGUCAGAAAAUGAAGCAAUCAAAUGUGAAUUCCACGUCCAAAGAGGACCAGAAACUAAGGGGAGAGGAAAUAGCAAGAUUCAUCCAAGCCCAGAAAAAAGGGGUGGAAGAGUUUGAAGCAGAGAGAGAAAAGCUUAUAAGAUUUCAUGAGACCAAGAAGGCUGAGAUGAAGAAGAGGCAUUACGAAGAAGAGAUCGUGCUGGAAAAGGAAUUUGAAACUUUAAUGACUGAACUGAUGUCCAGAUACACUCCAGGUCACUCCAAGGAAGGCAAUGCCAGAAAUUCUCAGGUGUGACGCUGUACACAAUGGAACUGCUUUGGCAGGAUGUAGCCCUGAAAUUAAUACUCAAAAUAGCUCAGAACAAAUAUAGACCUAUUGUUCUUGUCUUUUA